Molecule: messenger RNA, 529 nt
Organism: Phragmites australis (common reed)
Lineage: Eukaryota; Viridiplantae; Streptophyta; Magnoliopsida; Poales; Poaceae
Exons: 1
Coding region: 161-424 (87 amino acids)
Source: RefSeq, a predicted model, not a curated record
AAGAGACGACUAGAUCGACGCAGUCGCUGGAAGUUCUUAUCAACUCACAGCGUCACAGCAGCAUGUCCGCACAUCGCAGUCCUCAUCGGCCUCGACCACCUACCUCACUCCUCGCGAGCGCCACAUCAUCCACCGAUCCACUCACGUGAGAUACUGACCGAUGGAUCAAAAGCAGCAGCACGCCGACCAUGGCCGUGGCAGCGACGCGACGGCGAACGCCCACGCCCAGCAGGCCGGUCCGAACAAGCACCGGCAGCAGCCUCUUGAUGAGCAGCCUUCUUCUCUGAACCCGACGGCGGUGAGGCUGCUCCGCAAGGCCAUCGUCUCCGAACCGGACGGCGAGAAGCCGGCGGCCGCGGCCGGGUCCUCGGACAUCCUGGCCUUCGCGCGCUCCGUCGACCGGGUGGACUCGGCCCUCGAGUGACCCCUUUGCUUCUGGUGUCAGCUCACUUGUUUUGUUUCCUUUUUUUUUCCCAUCUUGUAUUCGCGCAACGAAAUAAGAGCAGCCAUAGUUGUGGCUUCCGACAGA